Messenger RNA from Acanthaster planci (crown-of-thorns starfish), 5005 nucleotides. RefSeq names its product protein HID1-like. NCBI's taxonomy places the organism in Eukaryota, Metazoa, Echinodermata, Asteroidea, Valvatida, Acanthasteridae. The record is from RefSeq and is a predicted model, not a curated record. Gene Ontology annotation, cellular component: Golgi trans cisterna; Golgi medial cisterna; membrane.
UGGAAUGUGUAUAGGGAUUGGACUUGUUGGGGGGGUACCCCUCGGUCUAAUUUCUUGCUGGGUAUAGAAAGAAUUGUAGAGGCAGUGAUAUGCAUCAGCGCCGCGCCUUCAAACACAGAUUGGAGUCUAUGGAUUGUUCUGAGUUCUGGCUGAGGUAUGUGUACUCAUAGACCCUCCAGGUUUCAUCUCCAGGUACAUGUACACAUGGUGGAGAGUGUAAAGCCUGAAACGGAGCAUGCCAUACUACGGCUGGUGUAGCACGCAGAACGAUAUUACACGAAACAGUCGUCUAUAUUUCAUCUAGAUAGUCGGGUAAAUUCACCAGUGACUUGUUUUUUGUGCGAUGUCAAGUGUUCCCAGACCUGCGACGAUUAUGUGACGUCAUAUAAAACAAGCUGCUGUGUGUCAGUAUGUAGAUUUGUCCAAUGCUAGUGUGGACGUGUAGAUGUGAUCGUGGAGAAAUUCGUUAUUUCACCGUUGAAUAAUCUGUAAUCGCAAAAAUUGAUGUCGCAGAGAGCAUCUCGGAAUGGGUGGAACAGACUCAAAGCUGAAUUUCAGGAAGGCUGUGGUACAGCUGACCACGAAAACACAGCCCGUUGAAGCAGGGGACGAUGCAUUCUGGGACCAAUUCUGGGCCGACACAGUGACCAGUGUGGGAGAUGUAUUUGCCCUCAUCCCAGCCGCUGAGAUCCGAGCCCUGAGGGAGGAGUCACCGUCAAAUCUGGCCACGUUGUGCUACAAGGCGGUUGAGAAGCUGGUGUCGGCCUCUGAGGGCGGCUGCGCUCUUGCUAAGGACCAACAGGUGGUGCUGAACUCUGUCCGUCUGCUGACCCGCAUCCUGCCUUACAUCUUUGAGGACCCUGACUGGCGUGGCUUCUUCUGGUCCACCCUGCCUGGACAGUCCUAUGGUAUCGAGGGGAUGGAUGACAUUAGCGAUGAGGAAUCACUCCCUUUGGCACAGUCUCUCCUCAAUGCUAUUGCUGAUCUUCUCUUCUGUCCGGACUUUACGGUGGCUUCCACCACAAAGAAAUCGGGACCGGACAAUCACGAAGAUCUUCAGUCCAUCGACAGCUGCGAGUACAUCUGGGAAGCCGGGGUGGGCUUUGCUAACUCCCCUCCCCAGUCGGCCCUGCUGGACCAGAAUCGGACCGAGCUCCUCAAGCUGCUUCUGACCUGCUUCUCAGAGACUAUGUACCUGCCCCCUGUCAGUGAUGCUCACUCUCAACCCAAUCAAUGGAUCAGCUACUUUUGCUCAUCAGAUAACAGGCACGCUCUGCCUCUCUUUACCUCCCUCCUGAACAUCGUCUGUGCCUACGAUCCCGUGGGCUACGGCGUGCCCUACAACCACCUCCUCUUUGCUGACAAUCGGGAGCCUGUUGUGGAAGUCGCGGCCCAACUCCUGGUGGUGACGCUGGAUCACGACAACGUGCACGGUCAGGUGCCACCCACUGUCGAUGCAGCAGACGAGGGGAAUGAGGGUGGUGUAGUGGAGAACCUAUUUGUGAACUACCUGUCCCGAGUGCAUCGUGAGGAGGAUUUCCACUUUAUCCUGAAGGGACUGACCAGGCUGCUCAACAACCCUCUCAUUCAGACAUACCUGCCAGGGUCCACCAAAAAGAUCGCCUUCCACCAGGAGCUGUUGGUCCUCUUCUGGAAGAUGUGCGACCACAACAAGAAGUUUCUGUUCUAUGUCCUGAAGAGCAGUGACGUAUUGGAGGUGCUGGUCCCAAUCCUCUACCACCUGAACGAUGCCAGAGCAGACCAGUCCCGAGUUGGCUUGAUGCACAUAGGGGUCUUCAUUCUGCUGCUGUUGAGCGGGGAGCGUAACUUUGGCGUCAGGCUCAACAAGCCCUACAGUGUUCGAGUGCCCAUGGACAUUCCCGUAUUCACUGGUACACAUGCCGACUUCCUCAUCAUUGUUUUUCACAAGAUCAUCACCUCUGGCCACCAAAGACUUGCUCCAUUGUAUGAUUGCCUGCUCACCAUUAUUGUAAAUGUGUCCCCGUACCUGAAGAGCCUGUCCAUGGUCUCAGCCAACAAGCUGCUCCACCUGUUGGAAGCCUUCUCCACCCCAUGGUUUCUCUUCUCCAAUCCUGCUAACCACCAUCUGGUCUUCUUCCUCCUGGAGGUCUUCAACAACAUCAUACAGUAUCAGUUUGACGGCAACUCCAAUCUAGUCUACACCAUCAUCCGCAAGCGCAACGUGUUCCACCAGCUGGCCAACCUGCCCUGCGACCAAGCCUCCAUCUCCAAGGCCCUGGCCAAGCGAGGGCGCAAGACCAAUCCCACCCCACCGACAGACGACGUGGUACCCACCACCAUGGAGGGGGCCCUGCCGCCCGUCGACGCUGAGCCGGGCACCCUCAAGGCCUCGCUCCUGGCCACCCCAGGUCUUGGUUCCAUGACUGAGACAUCCAAAGUCACCCCCUCUGGAGAGGUGCUGAGCACUGGGCCGGGCAACGCGGUCAAAGCUGACGGUACCUCCACCGCUGGGGCGACAUCACAGGGAGCCAGCGACACGGAGAGCAUCGCAACUGAUGACAAGAAGGCAGCAGCAGAAGGCGGAAGCCCCCUGGGGUCGCCCUCGCCCACGGGACCGAUCGGCUCCCAGGCUGUCCCCAUCGGCUCCCAGCCCGAGGCUGUGGAGCACCGGGCCCUGGCCAUGCAGAGGACUUCCUCGGUGUCUAGUACAGCGGCCAGCAGCACUAGUGGGGACUGGAGACCGAGUCCUGAUUGGGUUCAAUCUUGGAAGCAAAAGCUGCCACUGCAGACCAUCAUGCGUCUGCUACAGGUCCUGGUACCGCAAGUGGAGAAGAUCUGCAUUGACAAGGGCCUCACCGACGAGACUGAGAUACUGAAGUUUCUUCAGCACGGUACGCUGGUGGGCCUGCUGCCGGUACCCCACCCCAUUUUGAUCCGCAAGUAUCAGGCCAACAGUGGCACCACUCUGUGGUUCCGCACCUACAUGUGGGGAGUCAUCUACCUCAGGAAUGUGGACCCGCCGAUUUGGUACGAUACAGGCGUCAAGCUGUUUGAGGUCCAACGAAUUAAGGACAGCUAGGAGAGACCAUUCGUGCAUUCCGUUCUUUAUGCAUUGUAACUCUAAGGUGGAUCUUAUGUCAUUGCCUAUUGGUCAAUGAAAGGCUGCGCUUACUUGGACAGGAAUCCGUUGCUAGCCUGGUGUGCGUUUCAUCUUGCUAAUGCUAACUUGCGGUCACAAUAUUUAUCAUGAAAUCUACUUGGGGAGUUAGAUUUGUGCUAUUCUUAGUGCUUAUUUGCUCGUAUUCACGGGAAAUGAGCACAGAUUCUGAUUCUAAAGAAACUUAUGAGGGCUCGGCAAUGCUUUCAAAUUUUGCCCUUUGGUGUAAGGGCCAGUUACAGAGCUACGGAGCCCACAAACCUGCUGAGAACAAAUACACGCUUUGCAGAAAACCAGUUACCUGUUAAAGCAUCAUAUAAUGUCUCAUAUGUGUAACUGGUGUGCAUUUUUAUAAAAAUAUUAAGCAGGAUGUGUUACGUAGCAAAUUUGUGCAUCAAGCAAAAAAUAGGCUCAUGACCAAUCAAACAACAUAUCUUGCAUAGGUAGUAGUCUGGGUGGUAACCUUUUUUGCUAAGCACAAAUUUUCAGUGCUUAUAGAAUUUGUGUGUUUUAUUAGCACUGUGUGGCUGCCCCCCAAGGAUCCCAGCUAAUUUUUGCUUAGUCUGUAAAUUCACAGGGUACUACUUCCUGCCUCGGCUCCAGGACAUUGUAGCCAGGCCUGGACUGAUUUUUUGGAGCUGUCAAAGGCAUAAAGUUGCUUAGCGCAGAAAAUGCUUGCUUAGCUAAACACUAUUUCAUUUUUAAAACUCACCAGCUCAGAAAAAAACUGGUUACCACCCAAAAUGCCAGGAAAUGUACAGUGCUUUGUGGCUGGUUCUCUGCAGAGUUUUUGUUCUGUAGGCUGUAUCCGAAAUUGCAUGGCUGUGGAUUGAAAUACCACAAGUUUCUGGUUGAUUGAGGAAUUCACUAACUUAUCUGUAGUCCCAAGCCACAGCCAAGCAGUUUGUGGCACGGCCAUACACACUCGGCUCUCCAAAGAUGUUCCAUUUUUACAGCACCUCUGUUAAAUUUGUUCUCCGAGUCACGUUGAAAGCUACUUGAAAUUGGUCAAACCUUGUAUGAUGUUAGGAGCAAUUGUAGUUGUUCCAACUGUGUCUGUGCAUUGAGGUUUUAUGUAAAAAACACCACUACAGUGUCUUCUUUUUGUGCAAUUUUCUACUAUCUUUCUUGAACACUUACAAGUUUGGUAGUGAACUUGAUUCCUCAUAGAUUGAAAAACUUGUAAACUUGAAUAAGUUGGUUCAAAGAGAACGGUAGAAUAUCUGGACGUGAACAUCAAAUAUUGAUGAUGUAUAUGAAUUAAUUGGAUUUAGUUUAAUUAAUAUUAAUAUUUGUACUACUAACAAGUGACUGAUAACAGUUUCAGUUGUACAUAUCUUCGGUCCAAAUACUAAAAUACUGACCACAUUUUCCCUUUGAUAGGAGAAUCUUUCCUCUGGUGAUGGCAGUUUGUAAGAUCGUUCAGUAUGUUCAUUGUAGGGAAGAUAACAACACAUGGCCUGUCCUUUGGAAGGGCCAUGUGAGAAGCAGCCAUAUUAAAGGACAACAACGGGCAUCAGCCUGUCGUGUUUAUUCCCUGUGCUGAGCAGGAACUUCACUUAGGCAUCGGAGGCAGCUGCGUUGAUGCUGCUCGUCUUUGCCUCAAUGCCCAUUGAAAUGUCCCCACAGACAAGUUGAUUUGCUAAGUGCAAGCGCCCUUUGCAAAUGAGGCUUUGCCUGCUUUCAAGAACGAAGUUCCCGCCCUGCCUGUGAUAGCCUGGGCCAUGCCGUAAUUCAGAAGAUGGUCACAGCCGGUCAGGCAAACAGUUGGAGAGAUAUUUCCUUUCUCUGUUGUGGGGGAGGGGGGAUGAUUUGAGUAAAAUGUGCACAAAUGUGGUGCAUCAAGUGACAAAUCUGCAGCAUUUU